Molecule: messenger RNA, 3726 nt
Organism: Solenopsis invicta (red fire ant)
Lineage: Eukaryota; Metazoa; Arthropoda; Insecta; Hymenoptera; Formicidae
Gene: Der-2
Product: derlin-2
Exons: 6
Coding region: 240-962 (240 amino acids)
Biological process (GO): endoplasmic reticulum unfolded protein response
Cellular component (GO): Hrd1p ubiquitin ligase ERAD-L complex; endoplasmic reticulum membrane
Molecular function (GO): ubiquitin-specific protease binding; misfolded protein binding
Source: RefSeq, a predicted model, not a curated record
CCUUCACACCGAUUCGUCAGGCGCGCGCCCGCCGACCGACAGGCAGUUUCACGUGUUACGUGUACAUAAAUCGUGUGCCGACGACGAAAUUGCUUACGCGGGCACGAUGUGCAGGUAACAUUGCCGCGCAUCGGUGCGACAUGCGAUGGUGAAGCGAUCAAGAUCGGGUAGCGGCGUGUUUGCAGCUGCGAGGUCUCGGUGCGAAGGAAGGAACACGGGCGUGAGAUCGCCGACAAUCGAUGCCAAUGGCCUACGAAGCGUUAUGGCACGAGUACAUGCAGAUGCCCGUGGUGACGCGGGCCUACACCACAGCUUGUGUCAUCACGACCCUCGCCGUGCAAUUAGACUUGGUAUCCCCGUUUCAACUGUAUUUCAAUCCUAUCCUCAUUGUGGAGCAGUACCAGAUAUGGCGAUUAAUAACAACAUUCCUGUUCUUCGGAAAUGUUGGGUUCAACCUAUUAUUCAAUAUGAUCUUCACAUAUCGAUAUUGUCGGAUGUUGGAGGAAGGGUCCUUUCGCAGGAGAACAGCUGAUUUUGUGAUGAUGUUCAUCUUUGGCGGAAUAUGCAUGAUUACUUUUGCAUUCUUCGUCAAUUUGCUGUUUCUGGGACAUGCAUUCACGAUAAUGUUGGUGUACGUGUGGUCACGACGAAAUCCUUUUGUUAGAAUGAAUUUCUUUGGACUUUUGAACUUCCAAGCUCCAUAUUUACCGUGGGUGCUGUUAGGCUUUUCUGUUUUGCUUGGCAAUACGAUAUGGGUCGAUCUUGUGGGAAUGGCGGUAGGACAUACUUACUAUUUCGCGGAGGAUGUAUUUCCGCGGAUAAGAGGCGGUUUUCGAAUUCUGAAAACUCCGCAAAUACUUAAGACUCUGUUUGACGCACAUCCCGAGGAUCCAGAUUAUAUGCCGCCGCCGGAAGACCGGCCGGGUGGCUUCAAUUGGGGACAGGAAGCUAAUGUGCAAUGAUCGACAAAUUCAACAUUUGCUUCCCAAUGCUGUUGUGUCGAAUUGCCCUAAGACGUUGCGGAAACGCGCGUCUCCAUCAUUGUUCCUUUGGAAUUGUCAACAAUUUAGUGCCCGGAUUUGUAUGCAAAGAUAUAUAUUGAGACACACGUAAAGAAUAAUAUAUAGAGUGUGUAAGAGAUUGGGUGAUUUCGUUUCGUUCAAGCCUGGUGCUGAUAUUUUAGCGAAAAUUCGGCAGAACAUACCUAAUUAAAGAUUUUAUUACAAAAAAAUUAAAAUUUAUGAUAGUUUAGUUAGUCUAAUAAUAAUCAUAAAAUUAUCGUCGAGAGAAAGCUAUCUUCAAACUUUUCAAAGAAUUCGUAGAAAAGAAUGUGUGUUAACAUUUUAUACACUCUGCGUAUAAACAAAACAAUUACAGAGAUAUGCAUGGUAUCUGUUAUUGAUUUUCUUUAAUUCCAUUUGCACAUUCAUACGUGUUCUUUGAUAUUUGUUUCUGCGUACAGAAUCCAAUACUGCUGCUUCUAUUGAUGAUAUUAAUAUUAACUCUUUGGAAGCCAAGUGUUGCUCUUUUAGCGUUAUUGCAGAAAAUAUGAUGGAUUAAAUUACUCUAUUCAAACUAUAAGGUGCAAAUUUAUAUUGUUUCCAAUCAGAUUCUCCAACAAGUUUGAAAUGAGUUGAAUGAUUAAAAAAUUAGUAAUUUAAGUUAUUAGAUAUUAUUAGUCCAAGCUCUUUAUAUACGAAAUUCUAAUGUGUACAGUAGCUUGUUUCAUCCUAGAGAUAUAGCGAGAAAAAGUUUUAGAGUAAUAACAAGUGUUAAAAUUUGCGCAGAUUUAUUAUCUGUGGAAUUCAGAAUUCUUCAAUUCGAUAGAUAUAGUAUUUUUAUGCACGCGAGUGCAACUGAAUUGGCAUUCCAAGGGUUAAAUCCCGUCUGUCAGUGAACAUAAACUUCCGGCUCAGCACGGGGAUAAUGUAAUUUUUCACUCGCGAAUUAAUUAGAUUUAUUGUAUCGAGAGUGUCACUUUUGUAAGAUAUUUGCGAUCGGUGGUAAUUGUGAUAUACUAACCGUGCUCAUAAUUCUUGCAAGUAUCGAUGGGAGAAAGUGAGAGAGAAAGAGAGAGACAGAAAAAUGCCAUUGUGCAAGGGAGACUAUUUUAAAAUGUACUAAAGCAUUUAUUUAUAUUUAUUAUCGUAGCGAAGUGUAAUCUAGGCAACAUCUACAAAGUACAAAUCGUUAAAUAUAAACUAAAGAAAUAAUAUAUAUACACACACUUCCCACACUUUGUUUAUAUGUGUAUAUUAUGUACUAUAUGAAUAUAACGGAGACUUGAUUAUAGUUAAUCGCGUCGCUUUUUCUUUCUGUUAUUUCAUUGUGAAAUCGAUGAAAAAUGUUGUUUCUAAGGACAAUCUAUUAGUUAAUUACUGUGGUAGCAAAUUUUGAGUUUUAUUUCUUAAACGAUUUUAUUUUUUAAUGAUAACUAUUCGAAUUUUUAAAGAUGUGCAUUAAAUUUUAAUGUAGCUUUGCGUCUUUAGAUUUUUAUUUUUUCUUCUGUUUGACAAUUACGUUGCUAAGUACAAUUAAUAAUCAGCUUGGACAUAACUUUUUCUGUGAUUCUCGUGAGCGCUAUGUGCAAUUAUAAGCUGAACAGAUGUGGAUUUUUAACGUAGGUCACCACUUUAAAUGUUAAUGCAAAUUUAUUUUACAGUAUUACCGAUUAGACAAAAAUAUAAAAAAUUUGAACUCCCAUGCGAUUGCGAGAAAUAAUUAUCGUUUUAAUCGCAAUUUUUAUAAGAUCCUCAGGUUUUGAGUUUUAAAUUCUUCUUUUAAAUGCUAUAUUCAAAUCUUUAUACCGUUCUAAUUUUUUAGAGACUUGCACAUAUUUAUCUUCUCUUAUAUCUUUGGCUUCCAGGAUUGUAGAAUAUGCUUUUCCUUUGCACGAUGUAUUCUUCGCAUUCUUAGCUUAAUAUAUUAUAUUUGUUAUUCUGACGUGGAUGUUGCGAUUUUAGAUUUUUAAGUUAUUAAUUAUGAAAUUGCCGGUCAUUUCUUAAACAUUAACAUUGUCAUUCUGAUACAGUUAACAAUGAUUACACACUUGAUCGGUUCCUGUUAGGAGGCGUUUGUAUUAACUCUUUCAGUAUCUGGUUAAGUACAUAAGAACUAUGAAAUAUUUCUUGUUAAUCUUGAUUCAUUUAAAUAUUUUUUUUACUUUUAGACGUGUAAAAACGCUUACGUCUAAAGAAAGUGACAAAUUUACCGAAAGUAGACAUGCGAUAUGUGACACGUAGAUGCUGAAAGGGUGAAUCAACAAGCACAUCCGCAAUCGCCAAAGAGUACGUUAAUAAUUAUUAAAGAGCUGUAAAGAAAUGAAUAAUAAUGAAUAGAAUAAGAAGUGAUUUUACAAAACCAUUUAUUUCGAUUUAAAUAAUAAAUGAUUAGCGUAAUAGGAUUAAUAUAAUGAUGUAUAACUAAAUACAUAUACGCGAUGACAUGGACUAUAAUACAAUGAUCAUCAGGGCUCUAUUGUACACUUGUUCCUUAUUGUUUUAUCAUAUCGCCACUGUUGCUAAAAGCACCGUGAUAUCGUCCGGUUUACCACCUGGAAGUUUUAAAAUCUACUUUUGUACGCCCUUUCGUCGAAUAUUCUUAAUUUAAAUUGUGUGCGUUUAUUCAUAUUAGUGAAUUAAGUUCAAACAAGUGGAUCAAAUAAACUUUUAAUUAUCUAAUUUUUUUCUAUAAAAGAGAAAUAAUAAAAUUUUAGUAUAUCAUGAA